AUUCUCCUACUAAUGAAUUGAACCUUGAAAUCUUCCCCCUAUUCAUUGGAAAACUUCCAGCCUCCUAGCUGUCUAUCAGAACUUCCAUCCUUUGCAAACGAAGCUUCCCAAUCAUCAAAAAUCUAAAAUGACUACCCACCGCGCCGAUGAAAAGCGUUUCCUCGACGAACGUGGCAAUACUGGCCCCCUUGCUCCCAACGGUCUCAAUCCCGCCACUAUCCUCGAGAAACCUGUUCGCGAACGCAUUGUGGAUUGCUAUUUCUGGAAAGACCAAUGUUUUGCUCUCAAUGAAGCUGAUAUCGUAUCGCGCGUUGUUUCCCAUGUAACGUUUAUCGCCGGCACAUACGGGGAUUCGCAGCGGCCGUCGCCGUUUUUAUGCCUCGCCUUUAAAUUAUUACAACUAGGGCCCAGUGAUGACAUAUUGCAGGAAUACAUGGGAUACGGGGGGAAGAAGUUCAAGUAUUUGAGAGCAUUAGCAUUGUUUUACUGGAGGAUGACAAGACAGGCUAAAGAUGUCUUCAUGGUCUUGGAAGGUUAUUUGGACGAUAGGAGAAAACUGAGAAGAAAGACAAGGACGGGGACAACGUUGACGUUCAUGGAUCAAUUCGUGGACGAUUUGUUAACGAAGGAUAGGGUGUGUGGCACGACGUUGUGGAAGAUGCCGAAGAGGGAGAUACUGGAGGACCUGGAGGUGUUGGAGCCGAGGAUCAGUCCUUUGGGAGAUAUUGAGGACCUGUUAGAUGAGAGUGAGGGUGAGGUUGAGGUGGUGAAGAACGGUGCAGGAUCAGGCAGUGUGGGUAGUCCUGGGGAGGAAUUCGGGGAGGAAGCUGUAGAAGAAGAGGAGAAAAUGGAUGUAGUCGCGUCAAAUGAAGCUUCUCCUAACAGGCAAGAUAGCCUGUGAUGGUGACAGAACUUUUCCCCUGGAGUUUGGUGCAUGUUGGAUCUCGGAGAUUUUAUACCCAGGAA
This is a messenger RNA of Sclerotinia trifoliorum, 966 nucleotides long. The record is from the annotation of a GenBank genome assembly. NCBI's taxonomy places the organism in Eukaryota, Fungi, Ascomycota, Leotiomycetes, Helotiales, Sclerotiniaceae.